Molecule: messenger RNA, 2651 nt
Organism: Chelmon rostratus (copperband butterflyfish)
Lineage: Eukaryota; Metazoa; Chordata; Actinopteri; Chaetodontiformes; Chaetodontidae
Gene: vps26b
Product: VPS26, retromer complex component B
Exons: 6
Coding region: 482-1483 (333 amino acids)
Biological process (GO): intracellular protein transport; retrograde transport, endosome to Golgi
Cellular component (GO): endosome; retromer complex
Source: RefSeq, a predicted model, not a curated record
UACAUCCUGGUCGUUUGACAACAUUCACCGUAUUUUCUUACCGAAAACAUGUAAAAUUUAUCAACGCGGUGAGGCUCGUAUCUAUUCUGACGCAGACUAAUUGUGGCCCGUGUACACUGUUUAUUGGAGACAUUAAGGUCAGCAGAAGAAAAAAAAAGAAACGGCUAAUUUGCUGAUGGACGUAUUAUUGUGCGUUUUCGUUGUGCCGUCGUAUCGCUAUCUCGCUUCGUCGUUGGAAAUGAGUAUGGACAUGUAGCUAAUGUGGACUUCUCUGUAAAAUAUCGUCGACUUUUUCCUGUUAACUAGUGUGUUGUGUGCUCCGAAAGGGAACUGGGGUCGCACACCCUGCAGGCCUUACUGUGUGUCUGUUUUCUACUUUGAAACACACCAUUAGCAGGGUUUUUUUUUGGAUUAACAGUCGCAGUUUGCUAACAGGUCAAAGUAACGCAACGAUAAGAGUUUACGCCCACGUAACGUUACAAUGAGUUUCUUUAGUUUCGGACAAAGUGCAGAAAUUGAUGUGGUCCUGAAUGACGCUGAAACGAGGAAGAAGGCUGAACACAAGACUGAGGAUGGAAAGAAAGAUAAAUAUUUUCUUUUCUACGAUGGUGAGACUGUCAGUGGGAAGGUGAAUGUCACACUGAAGAAUCCCGGGAAGAGGCUGGAGCAUCAAGGGAUCAAAAUUGAAUUUGUCGGCCAAAUAGAGCUGUAUUACGACAGAGGAAACCAUCAUGAGUUCGUGUCCCUGGUGAAAGAUCUCGCUAGGCCGGGUGAAAUAACUCAGUCGCAGACCUUCGACUUUGAGUUCACUCAUGUUGAAAAACCUUACGAGUCCUACACAGGCCAGAAUGUCAAGCUAAGAUAUUUUCUUCGUGCCACAGUGAUCAGAAGACUAAAUGACAUCAGUAAAGAGAUGGACAUUGUGGUCCACACACUGAGCACCUACCCUGAACUCAACUCCUCCAUUAAAAUGGAAGUUGGAAUUGAGGAUUGUCUCCACAUUGAGUUUGAGUACAACAAAUCCAAGUACCAUCUGAAAGAUGUGAUUGUGGGGAAAAUCUAUUUCUUGCUGGUGAGGAUUAAGAUUAAGCACAUGGAGAUUGACAUCAUCAAGCGUGAGACAACGGGCACUGGCCCAAGUGUGUACCAUGAAAAUGACACUAUCGCCAAGUACGAGAUCAUGGACGGAGCUCCGGUCAGGGGAGAGUCCAUUCCCAUCCGGUUAUUUUUGGCUGGCUAUGAUCUGACUCCCACCAUGCGAGACAUCAACAAGAAGUUCUCCGUGCGCUACUACCUGAACCUGGUGCUGAUCGAUGAGGAGGAGAGACGCUACUUCAAACAACAGGAAAUCACACUGUGGAGGAAAGGGGACGUGGUGAGGAAGAGCAUGUCUCAUCAGGCCGCCAUCGCCUCUCAGAGGUUUGAGGGCUCGGCAGCUUCAGAGAGCGCACUGGAGCAAGCUGCGAAGGAGGAGAGUGGGUAGUUCGUGGCCCCUCCAGUCCCCUCUUUCGAGACUCAUCAGUGUCUGCGUUAGAGUGUCGGAGGUACCUGUCAACUGUACAACAUCUGGUGAAGCAGCUGUUUUUAUUUGUAGCCGCUGCUGGGAGGAAGAAGGGAGACCAACGUACAUUCAGUAUGUGAACAAUGAAACAGUUUGCAUGAGGCAUUCAAAGUGGCUUCAGGCUGCUGGUCUUGUCCUUCCUCAUUAAUGCGUUUUUGUUUUUCCUUUUCUUUUCUUUAUGGGAAUCAAACUAAAUCACCUGUCGCGAUGUCCGCCGUGUAAAAUUCUGUCGUGUGAAUUUUUCCGCCUUCUGUUGGUUACACGCUAAUGCUUUCAUCAGGAUAAAUUGAUUUCUAAUCUCUCUUAUUAACGCAGCUAAAUUGUCAUGAAUUUUCAACAAAAUGUUAUCUCCAACAUUCCACCUUAAAUGAACGCAUUCCUAACACUGUUAUAAGGUCAAGAAAUCUGAGAUAACUUUGCACUGCUAUAUCUUGCUGAGCACAUUUUUCUCUUUGUGUUUUUGUGUUUGCACAAAAAAGUGGAAACUGGAAUCUUUUUCCUUUUUUUGAGUUAGAGGGCUUUAGUAUUAUCCUUUUUUUUCUGUAAAAUGACCUUUCAUGUUCAUAUGCUUUACCUCAGCAUUCCAGUAUUGAUAGGAAAGGGUGAUGUAUUAAGGUCUGCUAGUAUGAAGUCUUCUGUAUCCUCUUUGUUAGAGACUUGAAAGUUGUGCCUAAGUGUAUCAAGCAAAUGAAUUCCUCCUGCCUCUAACAUGAUUUUAGUCUUUUAACCAGAGAAAAGUUACAUUAGAACUAUCUAUCUUUUGCAAAAUGCUAAUCAACUCUUCCCUGUCCCCAAAAGUCAAAUAAAUUGAUGCCAAAUGGAAAAGAAAAACCUCAGACUUUGGUUUUGUUCUAGAAAUGAGUGAACGCAUUUGUGACAGAUGUGAUAUACCCGAACAGACGGGGUGGACAAAAUAAGGACAACACCACAGGAAGAUGUCAAAAUGGCUACAUCUCACUAACACUGCUACACACAGUGCAUGGGCACGUUGUCAUGCAGGGCCAUUUAACACGAUGUGACAGCUUUGAGCAGGUAGUCUGCAUUUCUUCUGACUUUUCAACUACAUCUGGAUCCUGAAUUGCUCAUUCAU